Molecule: messenger RNA, 990 nt
Organism: Symbiodinium sp. CCMP2456
Lineage: Eukaryota; Dinophyceae; Suessiales; Symbiodiniaceae
Source: the annotation of a GenBank genome assembly
AUGCAUACCUUGCGUCCUCGAUGUCUGCGUCUGGCAAGCACGCACAGGCUUGCAUCAGGCCUGGCUGGUCUUGCGCAGGCGAAGGAAGAGGCUGCAAAAACAGCGGAAUGGCCCACGGCUUUCAGAGCUGUUUUGCCCUUCCUGGGCCUGGCCGGAGCAGGAACAGCAGCCCACGCCUUCUACGAUGGGCUUUGGGUUCCGCUCCUGCGAGACGGCCAAUCUGCGGAAAAGGCUGCAGAAGAGACUCAACCUCUUCUAGACACGCAUAUGGCUGCCACUGCAUUGAAGCAUCUGGAGGGUGGCGAGGUGGUUGUGGUGGACGGGGUGCUUUCCGGCUCACUGCUGGCUGACCUCCAGCGCGAUUUGCAGUCAUUGGCUUCGACUCCCGGCGGCCUGCUCCCCAACCCCAAAGUUCAGGCCGGAAACAGCGAGGUUCGCACGGAUCGGGUCUGCUACCUGCGGGAUCCGCAGUCCUUCUCUCCGUCGGAUGAAACAGGCCAGGUGCCGCUGGGCGGAGCAGUGUUGCAACUUUGCCACCGACGGCUGAGGGCAACAGCCCUGGUGCUGGAAACAGGCUCCCGAGAUAUGUCGCGGAAGCGAACCUUCGUGGUGCCUGCGUGGACACAGCUAGCUCAGUACACAGACGGCAGCGGCUUCUACAAGUGGCACACGGAUGGACUCGAGCAGGGAUCUGGGUUCAACCCUUUUGGCUGGUACUUCUGGCUCCAGAGGGGUGCAGUCAGGCGAAGGUCUAUCACUGCAAUCCUGUACUUGAAUGAAGAGGACUGGCCCAGCGUGGCCGGUGGAGCCCUGCGCUGCCGUGCGACGGUGGCUGCACUCCGGGGCCCACAACCACCGACCGCUGACGGCGUGGCGGAGAUUUUGCCGAAGGGAGGGCGAUUGGUGCUUUUCGACUCCCACAAGAUCGAGCACGAGGUGGUCGCUACAAGACGCGACAGAUGGGCUUUGACCGUUUGGCUCCAUGAAUAA